Messenger RNA from Ilex paraguariensis (yerba mate), 381 nucleotides. The record is from the annotation of a GenBank genome assembly. NCBI's taxonomy places the organism in Eukaryota, Viridiplantae, Streptophyta, Magnoliopsida, Aquifoliales, Aquifoliaceae.
AUGCAAGGGAACGGGAUAGAUGGUAAUGAAGUCCCCAAAAUCGCAAGUCCAGGGACUAAUACAUUGAUCAGCUCCCACUCGCGAGUUCUCUGCAAACCUUCUGUGGAAGCAUUUGAAGCUGCAAUUCGAAUUGCAAAUAUUGACCCACAGAAGACAAUAUUCUUUGAUGAUAGUGCUCGCAACAUUGAGAGUGGGAAAGCAGCAGGACUUUAUACUGUUAUUGUGGGAAGCUCCACUCUAGUGCCUGGUGCGGACCAUGCUUUGACUAGCAUCCACAAUAUCAAAGAGGCCCUGCCUGAAAUAUGGGAAGGUGGAGAAAGAGAGCAGGAGGUGGAGCAACUGAUCCAGUCAGCUCCAGUUGAAACUGUAGUCCUCGCAUAG